Molecule: messenger RNA, 1438 nt
Organism: Apaloderma vittatum (bar-tailed trogon)
Lineage: Eukaryota; Metazoa; Chordata; Aves; Trogoniformes; Trogonidae
Product: protein piccolo-like
Exons: 11
Coding region: 1-1272 (423 amino acids)
Biological process (GO): presynaptic active zone assembly; protein localization to synapse
Cellular component (GO): membrane; cytoskeleton of presynaptic active zone; axon
Molecular function (GO): protein binding; structural constituent of presynaptic active zone
Source: RefSeq, a predicted model, not a curated record
AUGAGCAUAAAACUUCCUUAUACUGAUACCUUGCUGUAUACGGAGUCUCUUGGCUCAGUCCUGGGAUACUUCAAAGACACAACAGAUGAGAUCAGCAUACAGUAUUCUUCAGCCUGGAUGCAGGUGCUGGAGUGGAAUGGCAUCCCCUUGACUGGGAAAACUUAUGAAGAAGUCCAGAACAUUAUCAUUCAACAGAGUGGGGAAGCAGAAAUAUGUGUAAGACUGGACCUGAACAUGCUCUCGGACUCUGAGAACCCCCAGCACCUGGAGCUGCAUGAGCCAGUAAAGGCAGUAGAUAAAGCAAAGUCCCCGGGAGUUGAUCCCAAGCAGCUGGCUGCAGAGCUCCAGAAGGUUUCUCUGCAGCAGUCGCCUCUGGUUGCUUCCUCGGGCGUGGAAAAAGGAUCUCAUGGUCACUCUGGAACCGCUUCUGCCACCUCCAGCGCCGUUCCCAGCCCUGGUCAGCCUGGCUCACCCUCAGUGAGCAAAAAGCGGCACAGCAGCAAGCCCACGGAAACUACAAAGUCUGCUUCCCAUCCAAUCAUGGGAGAAAUUCAGCUUCAAAUCAACUAUGACAAACACCUUGGCAACCUUAUCAUCCACAUUCUUCAGGCAAGAAACCUUGCUCCCAGAGACAACAAUGGCUAUUCAGACCCCUUUGUUAAAGUUUAUCUUCUUCCAGGGAGAGGACAAGUAAUGGUCGUCCAAAAUGCAAGUGCUGAGUACAAGCGGAGAACUAAGUACAUACAGAAAAGCUUGAAUCCCGAGUGGAAUCAAACGGUCAUUUACAAAAAUAUCUCCAUGGAGCAGCUGAAAAAGAAAACGCUGGAAGUGACUGUCUGGGAUUAUGAUAGAUUCUCCUCUAAUGACUUCCUUGGUGAAGUAUUGAUCGAGUUAUCCAGCGUGUCUCAGCUUGACAACACUCCUAGGUGGUACCCUCUGAAAGAACAGAGUGAAAACAUUGAUCACGGGAAAUCUCAUUCUGGACAGAGUAGCCAGCAAUCUCCAAAACCAUCUGUCAUCAAAAGCAGAAGUCAUGGAAUCUUCCCGGACCCCUCCAAGGACAUGCAGGUGCCCACCAUUGAGAAAUCCCAUAGCAGUCCAGGGAGCUCCAAGUCUUCCUCUGAAGGACAUCUACGCUCCCAUGGUCCAUCUCGCAGCCAAAGCAAAACCAGCGUCACUCAAACUCACCUUGAAGACGCUGGGGCAGCAAUCGCCGCUGCUGAAGCAGCUGUCCAACAGCUUCGCCUUCAACCAAGUAAAAGACGCAAAUAAAUUCCUCAGCAUGGCAGCUUAAUGUUCAUCUGUUGCCUUUUUCCCUGCUGCCCUUCCCUUUUCGGCUGUUUUUUUCUGUUCUUGGCACACCGUGCUCACUCUGUUCAAUGUCUCUCUUUGUGUGCCUGUGUGUGAAUACAUAUAAUUACAAUAUACUCUUGUAUUU